Messenger RNA from Rhagoletis zephyria (snowberry fruit fly), 1177 nucleotides. Its product is annotated as probable cytochrome P450 12c1, mitochondrial. The record is from RefSeq and is a predicted model, not a curated record. Gene Ontology annotation, molecular function: monooxygenase activity; heme binding; iron ion binding. Lineage: Eukaryota; Metazoa; Arthropoda; Insecta; Diptera; Tephritidae.
AUGAUCCUCUGCGUGAAUCUGGAAAUCAUACAAAGAAUUCGAGACGUACGAGAUCCGCUAACACUUGAAGUACCCGACAAUUUCUUGACCGACAUCAAUCGUUUUAACUUCGAAUCAGUUGCAGUGGUUGCAUUGGAUCACGAGUUCGGUUUGAUUCGCAAAAAUCCCGACUCGAUGGAAGCCAGACAACUCUUCGACAAUUUAACUGCUUUCAUUAAAUGCCUUUAUGAUUUAGGUAUAAAGCCAUCACUGUACAAAUACAUAAGAACGCCCACUUACCGGCGCUUUGAAAAAAUAAGUGAUACAAUAUUUGAUCUGACAAAUCGGUAUGCCAAUGAGGCCAUAGCACGCAUGCAACAGAACCCUUGCAAGGAAGGUGAGGAACGCAGUGUGCUGGAGAAACUUAUAAAAAUCGAUCGCAAAAUUGCCAUUAUUAUGGCAAUGGAUAUGUUAAUGGCUGGUGUGGAUACGACAUCCUCUGCGCUGUCAGCCGUGUUGCUGUGCAUUGCUAAAAAUCCAGAAAAACAGCACAAAUUACGCGAAGAACUGUUGAAGGUGCUGCCACACAGAGAUGAUCACUUCACCAUUGAAAAUAUGAAACAUUUGCCAUAUCUGCGCGCUUGCAUCAAGGAAUCGUUGCGCACCUAUCCGAUUUCGUUUGGAAAUAUGCGUGAAACUGGCGCUGACUUGGCGCUUAGCGGUUAUCGGGUACCAAAAGGUACGCGCGUGUUUAUAAACUCCAAUCUUUUGCUAAGUGAAGAAAAAUUUUUCCCCCGCUCACGGGAGUUUCUACCCGAGCGUUGGCUACGACAGCAGGAUGAUAUGACAGGUGGAGACGAAAAACUAAUUGCUGAUAAUUUGAGCAAAUUUAUCUUUUUACCAUUCGGUUUUGGACCGCGCAGCUGUGUGGGCAAGCGUAUUGUUGAAUUGGAGUUAGAAAUGUCGCUGGGCAAUGUGGUUCGUCACUUCGAAAUCGAGUUUAAUUAUCAUUCGGAAAAGCCUUUUGCGAACCAUUUGCUAAAUACACCACAAAUUCCGUUAAAAUUUAAAUUCACUGAUGUAAACUAUUAAGUAUUAGAGUGAUACCCGACCAGGAGCAAAGGUAUUGGCACAGAGAAUUUUUCGCAAUAUAUGGAAAUUUUUUCGGUUCUUAUUCUUAUUUCUUUUAGGUAAUUUU